AUGACGGUCUUUGCUGUGUUUCACGUUUGUUAUUUAGCUCACAACAACGAAACUUGCAUGUUUUCACCUGGUAUGAUGGAUGGUGUUGCCUCCGAACAGCUUUAUCAGCAGCAGCCCUAUGUGAUAAGUGUCACAGAGGAUUCCGUCACGAAUUCUUCUCCUGCAUUGUCGGCCUCAAAUAAUCCUCUCAAAAAUGUGAUGAAUGAUACUGGUGCGAGCAACAACAGCUCUCCGGUACUGCAGCGUCCAAGCACUAAUGGCCACCAUAACACUGCUGUCUCCUCCUACAACAUUCCUGAGCAACAACUUCCUGUAAACAUAGAUCGAACCCAACUGCAACAUGAACGUGAUGCUGCGGUGGCAGCUUAUGAGCAAGUAUCCGCGCAACUUGAACAACUGCGUAUGCAUUACGCCCAGUUACACGCAGCUUACUCCAGCAUGAGCAACAGUGCAGUCCAUUCCGAUGCCGAUAAGCAAAUUCAGCAACUUCAAUCGGCGCUUGCAGUGCUUGUUGAGGAAAAAACUUCGGUGCAGUCUGAAUUGCGUAAUGUAAAAAGUGAUCUGGAGCAGGAAAAAAUUUUGAAUGAAAGUCUUUCCGCAAAUAUGAAGUCUCUUCGCGGUGACGAGUCGAAAAAACUGCAGAACCGUUUGGUGGAGUGUGAGCAUCUUCUGUCUGCCCGCAGCGUAGAACUCGAUGGUCUCAGAAGGAGUGAAGCCAAUGCCCAAGCACAACUUCUGGCUGUCCAGCAUGAAAGGAGUGAGGCGCAGGCUCGUCUCAAAGUCAUUGCCCGCGAGAAAGAAGUGUUGGACUCGGAGCUGAAACAAGUGAGGAAGGAACUCCAUAUGAAGGAAAUUUAUUCUGAAGCAACUGGGCCCGCAUGGAAUAAUGAACAACAUGAGCGACGAGAACACCAUCAAAGCCCUACAUG
Ostertagia ostertagi is the source of this 929-nucleotide messenger RNA. Lineage: Eukaryota; Metazoa; Nematoda; Chromadorea; Rhabditida; Trichostrongylidae. The record is from the annotation of a GenBank genome assembly.